AUAAAAUUCUGGCGAAAAUGGCGGAAUAAACAACAGUCUAUUGUGCGCAAAAUAAUUUUACUUGUUAGACAAUUCUUAUUUCUGGCAUACGUAUAAGGUGCAGCUAUGCCGGUGUCGUAUGAACUAAUAUGUGUGGACCCAAAAGGGAUAAGUGAUGUCAACCUUCCUGAUGGGAAGACGACUAUUGGUAGAGGGCCAUUUCUUUCAUGCAUGGACAAGAGAGUGUCAAGAGGUCAUGCUGUCUUAGAAGUUACAUCUAAUGGGGAUCUUACCAUAACUCCAAUACACGUAAACCCGUGCUUCUACAAGCCUGCCUCCAUGGAAAGUUCCAAAAUGCUCACUCUGGAGAAAGAGAUAUCGCAAAAAUUAGAGUCUGGUGACAGAAUCGCCCUUCUUCCGAACACCUAUGUCUACGAGGUGGUAGUCAAAGAAGGGAAAAGUAACGGAGUCGCCGACGCAGCAAAGACCGGUGACAAUGAGACCGAGGCCGAAAAGCAGAGCAACAACGGAAGUCGAUCCGAAUCUCCAGCCAGCAUCAAGACAGAAAUAUACGACACAAAGAAGCCAAGCGAUCAGGAGAAGAAAGAUACAGCUAAUCCAGCAGCAAAAGACGGGCCUGCCGGUGAAACAAAAGAAGGUAAUACAGAUGACCUUUCCGAGGAUACAUCAAAAGAGACGAACGACAACGACGUGUCCAUAAAAAAGAACAAAGCCGGACGUCCAAUCAGAGGCACAAAUUCUUCCGCCACCUCUAAGGAGGCCGAGGGAGACUCUGAGGAAGAGCAGGAAGAGGAGGAGGAGGAGGAGGAGGAGGCAGUCGCAAAGAAAACUCGAGGCACGAAGCGGCCCAUGAUCGAGGAGGACCCAGAUGACGAGUUCGAAGAAGAGCAGGAGGUCAUGCCGAAGAAGAAGGACAGACGCAAGCCCACGCAGAGAGGCCCCCCGAAACCACCGGCACAGAAGACACUACACGGCCGGGUAGUGAAAUCAAGAUCGGCUAAAGAGGAGGAGGAAGAAGAAGAAGAAGAGGAGGAGGAGGUCCUUCCGAAGAAGAAAGCGAGAGGCAGGCAAGCCAAGCAAGAGGAACACGCUGACGAUGACGAGGAGGAGAUGGAAGAGGAGGAGGUCAUGCCCAAGAAGAAAGCCAGGGGGCGCCAAACCAAGCAAGAGGAACACGCUGACGAUGACGAGGAGGAGAUGGAAGAGGAGGAGGUCAUGCCCAAGAAGAAAGCCAGGGGGCGCCAAACCAAGCAAGAGGAAGACGAGGAGGAGGAGGAAGUAUCGCCGAAGAAAAAAGGCAGGGCACACGGCAAUGACGACGAUGAAGAGGAAGAGGAAGAGGUCGUGCCCAAGAAGAAAACGCGCGGCCGUCCGACCAAACAGGAAGCCAGCGACGACGACGAACAAGAAGAAGAGAUCCCGCCGAAGAAGAAAUCGCGCGGACGCCCGCCGAAACCGCCCGCGACCCGCAAACCGAAAGCGAAGCCCGUCAGGGGGCGCGCCGUAGGCAGCGACGAUGAGGACACCGCGCGGCUCAAGGACCGCGACUACUCCGAGGAGGAGGACGACGGCGAAGAAGAGGAGGUGGCGCUGAAGAGGAAGCCGCGGGGGAAGGCGGGGGCGCGCGGGAAGCGAGCGCGGCGCGACAGCGACGAAGACGACGACGACGAGUAUGCGCCCCGCGCGGCGGCGUCGCGUCGCGGCCGCGGGAAGCGAGCAAAGCCGGCGGCGAGGACGCACAGCGACGACGACGAGGAGAUCGCGCGGCAACGCGCCGCCGAGAGGAAGCAGCGGCAGCCGCGGGCGGCCGCGCUCAACUACAACUACAAUGUGGAUGAGUACAUCGACGAGUUCAUGCCCAGCGAUGAGGACCAGGUGGAAGAGGCGCGGUUGUCGAAGGACUCCGACGAGGAAUACCACGCAGAUGCCGUCGCGCUCGAGUCGGGAAGUGACUGGGAGAGCCGGGGAAAGAGAAAAGUGAAGCACAAGAAGGGGAGACGAGCAUCCAGUGGGAGGAAGGGCCGAUCGCAGAAGCGCCGACGCAGCGGCGACAACGACUCGGACGUGUCCGAGGACGACUACGUGCCGCGGCCGACCAAGAGGAGGUCGGUGUCGGGCACCGAGGAGGAGGAGGAGGAGGAGAAGGCGAAGAAGGCCAAGGCGGCGCAGCCGAAGAAGCGAGAGAUGUGCGACGACGGCAAGAGUUGCAAAAAGCGAAAUCGACAGCACUUCAAGGAUAUGAGUCAUCCGGGGGACUCCGACUACGAAGAAGAUGCAGUUAGUGGUGAAGAGGAAGAGGAGGAAGAGGAAGAGGAGGAGGCAGAAGGAGAAGAGGAAGCCACCAAGGAGUCCAAAAUGUCGAGUGAAGUCGGUGGCAAGGAAAUCGAGACGAAGAGUUGAACAGACUACCUACGACGAAAUUUACUACUAUUGGCCACAUCAUUUGCCCGACAAAAUCUCAUUUGUAAACAUUUUGGGGGCCAUUUUGGAGGUCUCUUGUACUCAGUCGUUGGCCCACAUUACUACUUCGAUAACAGGGUAAGUACAUCAUAGACGCACACACAUAGGAGCAGGUGAAGCGACGUGAUGUACCCGCCAUGUUACCUGCUGGCUUGUCACAGAAAGCGACAAAUUUCUCUUCUGCUAGUAGAUCGAUAUUGACGAAGAGUCGCAGAAUGACGGCAAGGGCAAAAAAGUUGUGCCACCAUUAUUGACGUUGAAAGACCGUUCGUCAUUUCUCUCUCUCUCUCUCUCUCUCUCUCUCUCUCUCUCUUCCUCUUCCCGUGUCCACCCACACCUAUUACAGUUACCAUAGAGUCCGGGAUAAGAAGCUAGGCUGUUGAAUGGAGUUGGCGUUGCCGCUGAGCAUACGUCGUGUACGGUCGCGAGCGGUAUUCACUUGUUUUUGUGUUGUGAUGUACCUAGAUGGCAGUGCACGCGUUUAGUAUGCAGCGGAUCCAUCGUCGAGCCGGGGGAAAAACCAGCGAACGGCCGGGGUCUUUUCCCAUUGGCGCGCGGAUCCCGCGCAUGACUUGGUAGCCAUGUUCGUUAGUGUCCGUACUGUUAAUGUCCCCGUUUGGCUAUCCAUCGGUUACUGUCCAGCGAAUUUUAGCUGCUGUCGUGCGCACGCAUUAUCUCCCAAUACCGACCGCACGCUGCCGCCGCGCAGGCGAAUUUGCCAUCCAUGUUAUAUUUACGUAUUUCUUAAAUAUAUAUACAUAUACAUAUAUAUCUAUAUAUAUUCAUGCGUGUUUCCCAUAAACCAUACGUGUAACGUCUUGUCACGUCUGCCACGCUGUCGCGAAUCUACUACCACUCGUACGAGGACGUUUGCGCACGCUCGCGAAAAAGGCCGCGUCACAUAUAGCAGCGCGAGCAAGCCAAAUUGGAGUGACGCAGCCUCGCGUGAAACGUCGGACCUGCCUCGUCACCGACAACCAAGACGACGUCUGUGUGCGACCGUGAAAUUUCUUCGUAGUUGCUCGGUGGUGGCCGGGUAACAUGUCGGUGUCUGUUGCGUGUUCUCGUUCUCAGUACUAAUUCGGUGAGAUGGGAUGUGCGCGCCAGGUUGGCGGGCGCGCGUCGCACUAAUUUCACUUAAAAUUAUAUUUCGUGUCGUGAGAGUAGAUUGUACAGCCAUUUCGUGUCGUUCGACAAGCAACGGUAAAAAUACUAUUUUUGUCACAUUUAUGGUAGGUUACUGUCAACCGGGAAGUUAUCCUAUAGCCUAGAGUUGCAAACCUGUACUUGUACAUGUGCUUGUAUGUGUUGUACUGCAUUUUUCCUGAGAAGUGAAUUAAUUAUGAAAGGACAUUAGGAUAACUUUAAGCUCCCCUUCGUUCAUCAUGAUAUCAGCACUUUACGUGUUCAGAAUUCAACAGUAGCAUUUUCUUUUGUUAUCAUCCCUUCAAAGUGAAUCUUAUCGACAUGACAAUAUUACCGUGAAUAUUAUCAUGUUCUUAUACUAUAGUUUAAGCAGUUUGGUGUGUGUGUGUGUGAAGAGAGUGCGUAGCUGUGCGUAUAAUUAUACACUAACGUAAGAUAUACGAUGGUAUUUACUCAACAUUCUAGGUAACAUUAUUAAGUGUGCACUUUAAUAAAUAGGUAGUCUUAACUUGAAAUCAAUUGACCUUGUGUGGAGGGAUACUAGCAAAAGUAUUAUGAUUAUACAUGUACAUAUUAUUAUGUUACCAUGGUGUUGACACGAAGCAUUCGACGAAAGUUCAAACAUGGUUAGAAAAGUGUUUUGCUAGAGUUUAAUGAUCAUUGAUGAGAACAAAUCAGUUUAAGAUUUAUUGGAAUUUGGGGUGCAAUUGGUUUGUAGUUGUUGUGCUGCUCACCACUAGUUAGCAAUCAAAAUUAGUGUAUCAGUAAUUAUAACCUCGUUUAGAAUUCUAUGAAAUCUACAGAUGCAUUGGUGUAAUGAAGGAACUCACAGAAGUCGUUGCUCAGUUUUAGAACUAACUGUAUGUGAAAGAAAUCCACGACAAAAAUCACACGGAGUGUACAUGUAGUGUCUAUCAAGUAUGUAUCCUUGUUUCACUAGAAUUAUUUUAUGCUGCAUCUGUUGUUGUCCCCAAAAUAAACUGCUUGUGACAAAAGU
Molecule: messenger RNA, 4603 nt
Organism: Priapulus caudatus
Lineage: Eukaryota; Metazoa; Priapulida; Priapulimorpha; Priapulimorphida; Priapulidae
Product: ABC transporter F family member 4-like
Exons: 13
Coding region: 106-2400 (764 amino acids)
Biological process (GO): double-strand break repair
Cellular component (GO): nucleus; site of double-strand break
Molecular function (GO): protein binding; 3'-5' exonuclease activity; DNA binding
Source: RefSeq, a predicted model, not a curated record